UUCCGACUUCCGCACUGGGGGAAGUGGGACUUUACAGGAAGCACCUGAACGUUGCACAGCAUACCUAGCACUCCGGCGGCUGUGAACGGAGAAGAUGCAGACUAUAAAGUGUGUGGUGGUGGGCGACGGUGCGGUGGGGAAGACCUGCCUGCUCAUCUCCUACACCACCAACAAGUUUCCCUCUGAAUACGUCCCCACGGUGUUUGAUAACUAUGCAGUGACAGUGAUGAUCGGUGGGGAGCCGUACACUCUGGGACUGUUUGACACGGCAGGUCAGGAGGACUACGACAGGCUGCGACCCCUCAGCUACCCUCAGACCGACGUCUUCCUCGUCUGCUUCUCCGUCGUAUCGCCCUCCUCCUUUGAGAACGUCAGAGAGAAGUGGGUGCCAGAGAUUUCACACCACUGCCCGCGGACGCCAUUCCUGCUGGUCGGGACUCAGGUGGAUCUGAGAGACGACAGCAACACUCUGGAGAAACUGGCCAAGAACAAACAGCGAGCCCUGACCUGUGAGAGCGGAGAGAAACUGGCUCGUGAGCUCAAGGCCGUCAAAUACGUGGAGUGUUCAGCCCUCACACAGAGGGGACUGAAGAACGUUUUUGAUGAGGCCAUCCUGGCAGCUCUGGAGCCUCCAGACAACAAACCCAAGAAGCGCUGUGUCCUGCUAUAGACGCCACAACAGGAGGAGGAAGCGGAGGUGGACGGGGAAGAGAUAAACCCAGACGGGAACAGAGGGAGGGAGUA
Molecule: messenger RNA, 744 nt
Organism: Xiphias gladius (swordfish)
Lineage: Eukaryota; Metazoa; Chordata; Actinopteri; Istiophoriformes; Xiphiidae
Product: cell division control protein 42 homolog
Exons: 6
Coding region: 95-670 (191 amino acids)
Biological process (GO): small GTPase-mediated signal transduction; modification of synaptic structure
Cellular component (GO): dendritic spine
Molecular function (GO): GTP binding; GTPase activity
Source: RefSeq, a predicted model, not a curated record